AUGUACCCUCGACUUAUUCCCUCUACAGCAUAUUUGGUGGAGAGCCAACCUUACCUAGACGACAGCCGGACAAUCAUGUCAGGCGACCAACAACCGACUCCGGCCAAACGCCCCAAGAAGGAGUCCAUCAUCGACCUAACGCGCUACCUGGACAAGCACAUUCGCGUUAAAUUUACUGGUGGUCGAGAGGCUACAGGCGUCUUGAAGGGCUGCGACAACCUUCAGAACAUGGUUCUCGACAAUACAAUCGAGUACCUCCGAGAUCCUGCGGACCCUUCCCAUCUCACCGAGGACACUCGGGAACUCGGUCUGGUCGUCUGUCGUGGCCCUUCUGUGGAACUAGUCUGCCCAGCUGACGGAAUGGAGUCCAUCUCAAACCCGUUUGAGAAAGCAGAGUGA
Molecule: messenger RNA, 399 nt
Organism: Echinococcus granulosus
Lineage: Eukaryota; Metazoa; Platyhelminthes; Cestoda; Cyclophyllidea; Taeniidae
Product: U6 snRNA-associated Sm-like protein LSm7
Exons: 3
Coding region: 1-399 (132 amino acids)
Biological process (GO): nuclear-transcribed mRNA catabolic process; mRNA splicing, via spliceosome
Cellular component (GO): U12-type spliceosomal complex; U2-type prespliceosome; spliceosomal tri-snRNP complex
Molecular function (GO): RNA binding
Source: RefSeq, a predicted model, not a curated record